Messenger RNA from Truncatella angustata, 3300 nucleotides. RefSeq lists its product as uncharacterized. The coding region runs from base 1 to 3300 and encodes 1099 amino acids. The transcript is spliced from 2 exons. Gene Ontology annotation, biological process: intracellular potassium ion homeostasis; intracellular sodium ion homeostasis; proton transmembrane transport. The record is from RefSeq and is a predicted model, not a curated record. Gene Ontology annotation, molecular function: ATP binding; ATP hydrolysis activity; P-type sodium:potassium-exchanging transporter activity. Gene Ontology annotation, cellular component: membrane. NCBI's taxonomy places the organism in Eukaryota, Fungi, Ascomycota, Sordariomycetes, Amphisphaeriales, Sporocadaceae.
AUGGCAGACUGCGAGAAAGCCGGAGGUACGGAUAAUAGAGCAGCGGAACCUGACCAUGUUCGCAUCACCUUCCAGGGCGAUGUACGGGAAACCCGACAUGGACGGCAACGAGUCGGCGACAACAACGACAGGUCUAGUUCUCAUUCUCGAUCCCGUCAUCGCUCCUUGAGCAGAGGUUCUGCCCGAAGCGGCAUCUCGACCUCUCCCUAUUCCGGUUAUCAGAUUGAGUACCGAACCCUUUCGAUUCAAGUUUCCGAAAGCCGUCGAGUCGGCGACGGUCUCACAACUAAGGAAGCAUUGCCUCAGAAAGAAGACCAAGAAUACUUUGCCAACCUCAAUUUCCAUGAGCUGGACGUAACUCAGAUCUGUCAACAACUCAAUGUCGCCCAGGACCAGGGCCUUUCCAAUACAGCAGCCAAUAACCGGCUGAAGCGUGAUGGCGCCAAUACACUCCCUCAUCCAAAGUCGAACUAUACCAAAAAGAUCCUCAUGUAUAUCUUUGGUGGUUUCUGUUCAGUCCUUUGGGUUGGUGUCAUUGUCUUCUUUCUCUGUUGGCAACCCUUGAGCAACCCUCCCUCAGCACAAAAUCUUGCUCUUGCUGUUCUCAUACUCAUUGUCAUCUUUCUACAAGCUGGAUUUUCUGCCUUUCAGGACUGGUCCACGAGGAAGACCAUGCAAUCAAUCUUGGACCUGCUACCAUCUGAGACUCUCGUGAUGAGGGAUGGUGAGAUCAAGAAGCUUCCAGCGACGGAUCUUGUCAGCGGCGACAUCGUGCAUCUCAAGAUAGGGAACAGAAUCCCCGCCGACAUGCGAUUACUGAGCCACUCAGGCGACAUCCGAUUCGAUCGAGCUGUCCUCACGGGCGAGUCGGAUGAGGUUGAAGGUACCAUUGAUGCAACCGAAGAGAACAUACUCGAGAGCCGCAACAUCGCGCUGAUGGGAACCAUGGUCGUCAAUGGCAGUGGUGUCGGCGUUGUCAUACUGACUGGUCCACGCUCGGUCAUGGGUCGCAUCGCCCAUGCGACAGCUCACGCCCCUGAACGAGCAACAUUGAUCCAGAAGGAGAUCUGGCGCUUCGUAUACAUCAUCGUCUUCUGCACUGUCGUACUAGUACUCCUCAUCGCUUUCACAUGGCUUGGAUGGCUGCGACGGGACCAUCCUGGCUUCAUGAGCGUGGUCUCAAUGUUAACCAAUGCCAUGGCUAGUGUUGUCGCAUUUAUCCCCGAGGGUAUGCCUGUCGGAGUUGCGCUGACUCUCAUGAUGGUCGCGCGACGCAUGAAAGCUGUCAACAUUCUGCCUAAAGGCUUGUCGACGGUGGAGACCUUGGGCUGCGUCAACGUUAUUUGUUCCGAUAAGACCGGCACAUUGACUCAGAACAAGAUGCACGUCGAAUCAUCAGCGUUCCUGGAUCGUCCUUUCACAGAUGCUGAUUUCCGCCAUGAGUUGAUGCAGAAAACACCACGACCAGGCUUCCUCGCGGUACACGAAGCCUCAGUACUCUGCAAUGACGCUUCAUUUGAUGCUGCAUCGUUGCAUCUGCCAGUUAGAGAACGCGAAGUACAAGGUAAUGCAACCGAUGCAGCAGUGCUGCGAUUUGCAGCUAAUGGCAGAGAUGAGCAAUCUCUGAAGGCAUCGCACCCGCGAGCCUUCGAGAUCCCAUUCAAUUCCAAGAGCAAGUGGAUGCUCACUCUACACCAUGUGAUGAGGUAUGGCGAGCAGAGCGGCAAGUACAGAAUGUUCGUCAAAGGUGCUCCUGAUGUACUCUUUCCAGCAUGCACUAAGUUUUGGUCCCAUAAUCGCAACAGUAUCUCUCCCCUAGAUGCUGCGGGCCGCUCAGCAUUCAAGGCGUACCAGGACAGGCUUUCGCGCAAUGCCGAGCGGGUAAUCGUCCUCUGUGAGAAGGAGAUAUCCCCCGCCAACAAGCUUGGUACAAACGCAUUUAGCGACGAAGUCGCCCAGAGUGCCAUACAGGAUCUGACCAUCAUCGGUAUCUUAGGCAUCACAGAUCCACCCCGUGCCGAAACCAAGGAUACUGUCGCUGAAGCGCGCAGGGCUGGAGCACGCUUCUUCAUGGUCACUGGUGACUACGGACUGACGGCUGCCGCCAUUGCGAGGAACGUUGGAAUCUUCACCGGAUCUGCUGAGCCCGACACCAUUGAGACCAUUCGAUCUGCUAUGCCCUCUUCGGAAGAAGAAAAACAGCAGAGGCAGCUGCACGAUCAGCAUCGCAGUCUUUUGCUUGAAGGCCCGUCCAUCGGCUCUCUCACUUCUGAGCACUGGGAUGUUGUUUGUGACUACGACGAGAUCGUUUUUGCGCGGACAACCCCCGAGCAAAAGCUUAGAAUUGUGGAAGAACUGCGUGGCCAUGGCAAUUGCGUUGCGGUUACCGGUGAUGGAGUCAAUGAUGCUCCGGCUCUACGGGCUGCCGAUGUUGGAGUUGCAAUCGUCACAGGGAGCGAUGUCGCCAUUGAAGCUGCUGAUUUGGUCUUGCUAGACAAGUUCGAUUCCAUCAUUGAGGCGAUUCGUAUGGGUCGACUAACUUUCCAGAACUUGCAAAAGGUCAUUGCUUAUUUAUUACCUGCUGGUAGUUGGUCGGAAAUCUGGCCUGUACUAGUGAACCUGUUUUUCGGCGUGCCGUUGCCACUGAGCGCGUUCCUCAUGAUCAUCAUCUGCGUAUUUACUGAUUUAUUCCUCGCUUUGUCACUCAUAAUGGAGAAGGAGGAGUUUGAUCUGAUGUCCCUACCGCCUCGCAACCACAAGAAAGACCAUCUGAUCACACUUCGCAUCUACGCCCAAGCGUACAUUUUCACUGGAUUUAUGGAAACCACAAUCGCUCAUGCCAUGUUCUUCCUUUACAUGUGGAAGUACGCCGGCAUGUCUGUCAAGGACCUGUUCUUCGCCUUCGAGGGCUACACCGAGGGCUUUCAUGGGUAUACCCAGGAUGAGCUCACAAACUUCAAUGUCACGGGGCAGUGCGUUUACUUUGUGACACUGGUGAUCUUGCAGUGGGGCAACAUCUUGUCGAUCCGAAACCGCCGGCUGAGCAUUGUUGAGGCGGACCCGGUGACCAAGAAGCGCAGGAACCCGUGGCUGUUACUCAGCAUGCUGAUCAGCCUCGUCAUUGCCAUCUUCGUGACUGAGGUACCAGGCAUCCAGAAGCUCUUUGGCACUGCAUCCGUCCCGCUGGAGUUCUGGUUCAUCCCGAUUCCUCUCGCCUUGGGUAUACUGGUUAUGGAUGAAAUUCGAAAGCUACUCGUUCGCAUCUUCCCUAACGGACCCAUCGCCAAGAUCGCUUGGUAA